This is a messenger RNA of Conger conger (European conger), 3466 nucleotides long. Its product is annotated as guanine nucleotide-binding protein G(I)/G(S)/G(T) subunit beta-1-like. Gene Ontology annotation, cellular component: cytoplasm; heterotrimeric G-protein complex. The record is from RefSeq and is a predicted model, not a curated record. The coding region runs from base 482 to 1504 and encodes 340 amino acids. Lineage: Eukaryota; Metazoa; Chordata; Actinopteri; Anguilliformes; Congridae. The transcript is spliced from 11 exons. Gene Ontology annotation, molecular function: signaling receptor complex adaptor activity; protein binding. Gene Ontology annotation, biological process: G protein-coupled receptor signaling pathway.
CGCGCCCAUCUCAGCUGUUUGAUGGCCGGGAGUAGAGAUUGAGGUGUGGGAGAGAAUUGAGGAGUCUGGCCAAGGGAGAGAGAGUAAGAUUAGAAGGUGAGGGAACUGGUUGUUGACUGAAGCAAGCUACCGUGAGACUGUUACACGUAUCGCGAAACGCAUAUUUGCUUUUUUGACAGUUUUCUUCUGCGAACUCUACAUCAUCUUUCCGCCGGUGUAUUUUCCUUGGUGUGUCGAAAAAACUGGGCUCGGGGAGUGCCGCUCCUCGGUAGCUAGCUAGUUGGCUAGCUGAAGUCUGCCGUUCUUGGUUGAUGCUAACCGGAGUGGAGAGUCAGAUCUUUGCUGUGCCCAGUCAAUGCAAUAUAAACAACGGACAGCCCGACUGAAAACAGGGUUACUGAAACGACGUCUCCUCUCCUCCCGUCUCUCAGAACAGCCAGUGUUUCGGCGGCCGGAGUGAAGCACUUUUUAGCAGCGGAAAAUGAGCGAACUCGACCAGCUACGCCAGGAGGCUGAGCAGCUCAAAAACCAGAUCAGAGAUGCCAGGAAAGCGUGUGCAGAUGCCACCUUAUCUCAGAUCACCGCUAACAUCGACCCUGUUGGUCGAAUUCAAAUGCGCACUAGACGAACGCUGAGGGGUCAUCUGGCCAAAAUCUAUGCCAUGCACUGGGGCACCGAUUCAAGGCUCUUAGUCAGUGCCUCUCAAGAUGGUAAACUCAUUAUUUGGGACAGCUACACCACGAAUAAGGUGCACGCCAUUCCUCUGCGCUCCUCUUGGGUCAUGACCUGCGCGUACGCUCCCUCUGGCAACUACGUGGCCUGCGGCGGGCUGGACAACAUCUGCUCCAUCUACAACCUGAAAACACGCGAGGGGAACGUCCGCGUGAGCCGCGAGCUAGCCGGCCACACAGGUUACCUGUCCUGCUGUCGUUUUGUGGAUGACAACCAGAUUGUCACGAGCUCUGGAGACACCACCUGCGCUCUGUGGGACAUUGAGACCGGGCAGCAGACCACCACGUUCGCCGGCCACACCGGCGAUGUCAUGAGCCUGUCGCUGGCGCCGGACACCAAGCUGUUCGUCUCGGGCGCCUGCGACGCCUCGGCCAAGCUCUGGGACGUCAGGGAAGGCAUGUGCAGACAGACCUUCACCGGCCACGAGUCCGACAUCAACGCCAUCUGCUUCUUCCCCAACGGCAACGCGUUCGCCACGGGCUCGGACGACGCCACCUGCAGGCUGUUCGACCUGCGGGCCGACCAGGAGCUGAUGGUGUACUCCCACGACAACAUCAUCUGCGGCAUCACCUCCGUGGCGUUCUCCAAGAGCGGCCGUCUACUGCUGGCCGGGUACGACGACUUCAACUGCAACGUGUGGGACACCCUCAAGGCCGACCGAGCAGGCGUGCUGGCUGGCCAUGACAACCGCGUUAGCUGCUUGGGCGUGACGGAUGACGGCAUGGCCGUGGCAACAGGAUCCUGGGACAGCUUCCUCAAGAUCUGGAACUAAAGCCUUAAGAUGGCAUUUGGACUCCAAAGUUGACUGGAAGAUCAUUCCAACUUCAAAAAUGUUUCGCUGCAUAUCCAACCUUCUCAAAAACGCCAUGGAAAACUCAAGACACCCCAAAAACUACGGGAGGAAAAAAACGAUAUUUCCUUCUCUUUCAAAAAGAAGAGCACAAUUGUUUUAUCACCCAACUAAAAUAAAAUAAGUUAAUCCUGUGGUAUUUUAUGAAAAACACGAAAUUGUGCAUUCCAACUGGGACCACAUUAUGUUUGUUACAAACGUGAGAGAGAAAGCAAAACACUACUACCCCAUGCAAAUGUACCAUAUGUUAAACAACUGUUGGAGUGUAAUUGUACAAAAUGAUCGAUCUCCUAUUUCUUUUGUCUUCUUCCUUUUUUUUGUUCCAAGAGUUAUUUGGAGAACUGUUAAAAUGAGGAUUGAAAGCUUUCUUUUAUCUCAUAGUCUAAAGAUUUUAGAAUUGAGCAUGUAGAUGCAUUUGAAAUGAGAUUUUUUUUUAAUCCAGCUUUGUCAUUAGAGCCACAGCUCCACAUCAGAUGAAGCAAAAUAAAAAGGCAAGCGCUUCUUUUGAGUCCAUGAUCAGAUUUCAGGGGAUACCAAUCGUGUAUAUUUAGGGCCAGGAUUUUAUUUUUUUCCUAUUAUUAUUAUUGUUCCUCUCCCUUUUCCUACUAUUUACACACAUCUUUGUUUGCACAAAAAAAACUUUGCGGAUAGAGUAAUGUUGGAAACUAACCAAGCACAUGCUGUCAAUGAUACCCAAUGCUUGUUUUUCAAACGAAACAAAAAAAAAAAAUCACAAUUUUAACUUUUUUUUUUUUUUUUUUUUUUUUUUUUCUCAUCGUUUUUGUUAUUGGGUAAUGUUGAAUCGGUUAAGAUGAACUCUUCAUCUCUGUAUUGUCUUAUUUGACCUUUUUGGACUUGGCUUUGGGUGCGGGGUUGGGGGGACUGGGGGGGAUCUCAGGGGUUAGAGGUCAUUGGGUAGGGUUGGGCAGGUUUUUACAUGGUUCCACUCUGGAAUGUCCUGUUGAGACAGAGAUCCCCAUUCUGAGCUUGGAAAUGCAGUUACUACUCUGUGAAUGAAAUGUUGUAAAAAAACGAAACAAAAAAAUCAAUGUUUGAAAAUGUUGAAAUUUCAAGUUUAAAAUAAAAUUUAUUUUGGUGGUUUGCCAUGGGUGGGUUAACUCUUAGAAUUGCAUGCUGUAGAAUUGCUUAAAGUGCAUAUGGAACUAAGUCUUUAGAUGUUUUUCUUUUAGAAAAUAACCUGUUAACCAUAAUCAUUGCAGUCGUAUCCAUAAUUGUUUUGCCUACUCUGCAUACACCUUUCAAUUAAACUGGCAGAGCUAUGCACUUGGGAGAGAAGCAAACGUCGGGUUGCAACUACAAAUUUACUGUGAACACACACUAACUUGUUCGGAUGUCCACCCUAGGAAUGAUUCUUAAAAGCAAUGAAAAAAGUCCCUCUCGUUGUGAAACUAAACACGCCUCCUUUUCACACACAAAUGUACACAAAUGGAACAAAAAGAUUCUUAGUUCUUCUGUAACUAGUACUUUAAAAAUGCUAGACUCAUUUUUGUAACUUUUUUUGCUUUCUUUAAUAAAAAAUAAAAAAGCAUCUGAAUGGCAGAAUUUUCUGUUCCCUUCUCACUGUAAACAAGCGCUCUUUAUUUAGCAGUAGUGGCAUUUUUUUCUGCAACACUGUACAAAAUGUGAUGUAAUUGUGCAUUAGGCCUGGAGUAAGAAAAAAUGUAAAAAGCAAAAAAAAAAAAAACAAAUCCCUUUUUCUCUUUCCAUGAAAUAACUGUAGAGCUCUGCACCUCACUGUACCCUUUCACCUUUUGUAUUUAAUUUUAAAGUCUGUCAGUGUACUACAGAAAGCUGGAUGCAAGAUAGAAACUAUAUUAAAAUGUACUGUUAUUUAAGAUGUAAUAAAAAGCAGUUGGAGAUGUC